CCUGCAGUCUGUUGCCUUCCAGGGGCCAAGAGCUGCUCUGAUCACCCAGGGAUUCUCUCUCCAACCCAAGUGCCUCCAGCUGACCUCUGGCUCCUGUCCUCUGGCCCCACCUGCACCGCCCUGCUCUUCCUAAGGGGCCAGGAAGCCCCCAGAAGCUCUACCAUCGACGUGGGUGGUGGCACCCGGCUCACCCUGAGAGCAGAGGCCGUGCAGGGGGCUCGGUUCUGAGCCCCAGCCGGCCCACCAUGGCACGGCGGUUCCAGGAGGAGCUGGCCGCCUUCCUCUUCGAGUAUGACACCCCCCGCAUGGUGCUGGUGCGUAAUAAGAAGGUGGGCGUUAUCUUCCGACUGAUCCAGCUGGUGGUCCUGGUCUACGUCAUCGGGUGGGUGUUUCUCUACGAGAAGGGCUACCAGACCUCGAGCGGCCUCAUCAGCAGUGUCUCUGUGAAACUCAAGGGCCUGGCCGUGACCCAGCUCCCUGGCCUCGGCCCCCAGGUCUGGGACGUGGCUGACUACGUCUUCCCAGCCCAGGGGGACAACUCCUUCGUGGUCAUGACCAAUUUCAUCGUGACCCCGAAGCAGACUCAAGGCUACUGCGCAGAGCACCCAGAAGGGGGCAUAUGCAAGGAAGACAGUGGCUGUACCCCUGGGAAGGCCAAGAGGAAGGCCCAAGGCAUCCGCACGGGCAAGUGUGUGGCCUUCAACGACACUGUGAAGACGUGUGAGAUCUUUGGCUGGUGCCCCGUGGAGGUGGAUGACGACAUCCCGCGCCCUGCCCUUCUCCGAGAGGCCGAGAACUUCACUCUUUUCAUCAAGAACAGCAUCAGCUUUCCACGCUUCAAGGUCAACAGGCGCAACCUGGUGGAGGAGGUGAACGCUGCCUACAUGAAGACCUGCCUCUACCACAAGACCCUGUACCCCCUGUGCCCAGUCUUCCAGCUUGGCUACGUGGUGCAAGAGUCAGGCCAGAACUUCAGCACCCUGGCUGAGAAGGGUGGAGUGGUUGGCAUCACCAUCGACUGGCACUGUGACCUGGACUGGCACGUACGGCACUGCAAACCCAUCUAUGAGUUCCAUGGGCUGUACGAAGAGAAAAAUCUCUCCCCAGGCUUCAACUUCAGGUUUGCCAGGCACUUUGUGGAGAACGGGACCAACUACCGUCACCUCUUCAAGGUGUUUGGGAUUCGCUUUGACAUCCUGGUGGACGGCAAGGCCGGGAAGUUUGACAUCAUCCCUACAAUGACCACCAUCGGCUCUGGAAUUGGCAUCUUUGGGGUGGCCACAAUUCUCUGUGACCUGCUGCUACUUCACAUCCUGCCUAAGAGGCACUACUACAAGCAGAAGAAGUUCAAGUACGCUGAGGACAUGGGGCCAGGGGCGGCUGAGCGUGACCUCGCAGCUACCAGCUCCACCCUGGGCCUGCAGGAGAACAUGAGGACAUCCUGAUGCUCGGGCCCCAACUCCUGACUGGGUGCAGCGUGAGGCUUCAGCCUGGAGCCCUGGUGGGUCCCAGCCAGGGCAGAGGGGCCUCCCCAGGAAGUCUCCUACCCUUUCAGCCAGGCAGAGAGCCGUUUGCCAGAAGCUCAGGGUGCAUACUAGGAGAGACCUGUGCAAAUCUGAGCUCCAGCUCCGACCCCACACACCCCGAGGGAGCCCUGCCCUAGCCUCAGCCGCUCCUGGUGGGGAAGGGCUGGGGCUGGGCAGGGCCCUCCCACACACCUGCACCCUAGCUUCGUGCUUCUCUCUCCGGACUCUCAUUAUCCAACCCGCUGCCUCCAUUUCUCUAGAUCUGUGCUCUCCAAUGUGGCAGUCAGUAACCAUAGGUGACUAAAUUAAACUAAAAUAAAAUAGAAUGAAACACAAAAUUCAAUUCCUCAGCUGAACUAGCCACAUUUCAACUGCUCAGUAGAUACAUGUGGUUAGUGGCUGCCAUACUGGACAGCUCGGGGCAUUUUCACUGUCAAAGAAAGUUCUAUUAGACAGCCCUGCUUGAGCCCUGUUUCUUCCUGGCCUUCGGUUUCCCUGGGGAACUUAUCAACAAUGCAAGCUCCUGGGCCCAUCCCCAGACCUCCUGAACCAAAAGCUCCAGGGCUGGCCGUAUGAUCUGUGUGGAUGGCAAACUCCCCAGGCCAUUCUGGGACCUAAGUUUAAGAAGUGCUGUCCUCGAACUUUCUGACUCUAAGCUCCUGAGCGGGAGUCAGACUUAGCCCUGAGCCUGCACUUCCUGUUCAGGUGCAGACACUGAACAGGGUCUCAAACACCUUCAGCAUGUGUGUUGUGUGCUCACAUGCCACACAGUGUCUCAUGCACACAACCCAGUGUACACACCACCUAUGUGCACACAGCAUCCUUCCACACUGUGUAUGUGAACAGCUUGGGCCCUGCAAACACAACCAUCUACACACAUCUACACCCCCAAGCACACACACAUGGUCUGUGCCAUGUCACCUCCAUAGGGAAAGGCUUCUUUCCAAGCGUGCCAGGCCAGGACAGCCCUCCCAGCCAUGAAUCCUUACUCAGCUACCUCGGGUUGGGGUGGGAGCCCCAGCCAAAUCCCGGGCUCCCUGCCUGUGGCUCAGCCCCAGCUCCCAAGGCCUGCCUGGCUCUGUCUGAACAGAAGGUCUGGGGGAAGCGAGGGGUGGAGUACAAUAAAGGGAAUGAGGACAAA
This is a messenger RNA of Gorilla gorilla gorilla (western lowland gorilla), 2667 nucleotides long. RefSeq names its product purinergic receptor P2X 1 (gene P2RX1). Lineage: Eukaryota; Metazoa; Chordata; Mammalia; Primates; Hominidae. The record is from RefSeq and is a predicted model, not a curated record. The coding region runs from base 246 to 1445 and encodes 399 amino acids. Gene Ontology annotation, molecular function: ATP binding; purinergic nucleotide receptor activity; extracellularly ATP-gated monoatomic cation channel activity. Gene Ontology annotation, biological process: calcium ion transmembrane transport; response to ATP. Gene Ontology annotation, cellular component: plasma membrane. The transcript is spliced from 12 exons.